UCCGAGCCGUCGGUCCCGGCUGCGGGAGGCGCCGCUGGUCCCGCUCCCGGCGGGGAUCUCCCGUUCGGGGCGCGGGCUCCGUCCUCCUCUCUCCGCGUUGGGGUGAUGAUUUAGCGCUUUCUGUCCCAUCUUGCCCCAGACUCCGUGGGCUAGUUUCCUUGUCGCUGCGAGGAAGCCGUACACGUGCACCCCGCUCCCCCUAACAAAAAUAAGCGAACUAAAAACCUCCCCACAUUUCUCAGCUGUUGAAUUCACAGCCAAUGUUUUUGCCGUCUUAACCGGAAUGGGGAAAAUAUUGUGAGAGGUCUUUCUCCUGAUCUGGGGGGAGCAGGGGGCAGAGUGUCUUUAACACGUGGAUGUCGGGGAUCGGUGUGCGCACCUCCGUCCCCGAAGGUGCCGCGGGGGAGCUGAGGCACGGAGCUCCAGAGGACAGCACACGGGCAGUGCCUGCUCUCUGGCGGGUGUUUGAGGUUUGUACCGCUGCCUAAAACAUUCAGGUUUGCUCCAUUUGUGCGUGCUCUCCUGGCUCUCGGAGCACUGGAAACUCACCUGCCGGCUCCUGCCCAGGUAACCUGUUCUGAAUCUGUUUGCUGAGCUGCAUCUCCCAAGCAUUGCGUGUUUUUACUCUCAGUCUCACAGCUUCUUGUGGCUCCUUGUUGCAGGUGUGUUUGCUCCAGUCCUGGGAAGCUUCCUGAAGUUUCUCCUUCCAGGCAGCCAGUGUGGUGGGAGCACAGAGUGCCACAGGAGCUUUAACCCUGGUCCUUGGGCUCAGCUGUUUCCCUGGCUGUAUCUCCAAGAACAUCUUUAGAAGCUGUGUGGAAAAUAGCACCACCUCUGCCAUGGAGCAGCAGCCCGCUGUCCCAGUAUGACAGAGCAGGUCCCUGAGGCACAGAACUCCCAGUCCCAGCAGAAGACACGAGGGAGGAGGUCAGGACGUACACAACUCCUAGGCUGGUCAGAAGGCACACUGUGAAAGGUAAAUGGGAGAUUUGGAGACUAGCUUAAUCCAUACACGAAAAACAUGUAGAAUAGAGCAAAUGGUAGCAAAAUGGCUUCAUCGCUCUCGGGACAGCGCACCCAGGGACAGCGUGCCUGUGAUGGACAGUGCGGGGGACAGCGCAGCCCAGCCCCCCAGCCGGGUCAAAGUGACCGUCACCGUCUACAAGGACCUGGUCCUGCAGCACUACGGCUUCGAGAUCUGCCCAGGCCUUCCCCUGACCAUUGCAUCGGUCACUGCAGGGAGCACGGCCGAGGGGAAGCUGCAGCCGGGUGACCAGCUCCUCGCCAUCAACUCCAGCAGCGUGGACAGCGUGUCCGUGGAGCGGGCAGCCAGCAUCAUCAGGGAGGCCGGAGAUGAGCUGCUCCUGACCGUCCUGCGCUGCCCGUCCGGUGGCCCCAAGUCAUCGUUCCUGACCGCAGAGAAGAGGGCCAGGCUGAAAACAAACCCGGUCAAAGUGCGCUUUGCGGAGGAGGUGCUGCUGAACGGACACUCCCAGUGCCGGCCGGAUCCUGCUGUGCCGCUGGGAAGGGAACGGUGCUCCCAGGCCACGUGCAGCCGCUGCACUGCCCGGAGUGUUACGGGGAGCUCCCUCCUGUUCAUGCCCAACGUUCUCAAGGUGUACCUGGAGAACGGACAGACAAAGGCAUUCAGGUUUGAGAGGAGCACCACUGUGAAGGACAUCGUGCUGACGCUGCAGGAGAAGCUGUCCAUCCGCAGCAUCGCCCACUUUGCGCUGGUGCUGGAGGAGCAGUACAACCUGGCCAAGAUCCACCUGCUGCACGAGGAGGAGCUCAUUGCACAGGUGGUCCAGAAAAGAGACUCUCAUGACUACCGCUGCCUCUUCAGAGUGUGCUUUAUCCCCAAGGACCCCUUGGACCUCCUGCAGGAAGACCCAGUGGCCUUUGAGUAUCUGUACCUGCAGAGCUGCAGCGAUGUGCUCCAGGAGAGGUUUGCUGUGGAAAUGAAGUGCAGCGUGGCGUUACGUCUGGCUGCUCUGCACAUCCAGGAGAGGAUCUACGCCUGUGCUCACCCACACAAGGUGUCCCUGAAGUACAUCGAGAGGGACUGGGGAAUCGAAAACUUCAUCUCACCCACUUUGCUUCGAAACAUGAGAGGGAAGGACAUCAAGAAAGCCAUCAGCUACCACCUGAAGAGGAACCAGGUGCUGCUGGACCCUCGGCAGAAGCACACGCUCACGGCAGCCCAGGUGCGCCUGAGCUACCUGCAGAUCCUGGGAGAGCUGAAGAUGUACAGCGGGAAGAUCUUCAAUGCCACCAUGAUGCUGCAGGACAGAGAGUCGUACGUGGCUCUGCUGGUGGGUGCCAAGCACGGUGUGAGCCAGAUCAUCAACAGCAAGCUCAACAUCAUCACCAGCCUGGCCGAGUUCCCCAGCAUCAGCAGGGUGGAGCUCAGCGAGGAGUCCGAGCGAGUGAGCACUGUCAAGAUCUACCUGCAGGACCUGAAGCUGCUCACUCUGCUGCUGGAAUCAAACAGUGCGAAGGAUCUCGUCUGCCUCAUCGUUGGUUACUACAGACUCUUCGUGGAUGCAAACGCCUCCAUAUUUACCUGGGGAGAGCAAAAACAGCAGCUGCACCGUGUCUCAGCUGAGGAAGGCUACGAAUCCCGAGCCUGCAGCGACUCUGAAGAUUCCUGGGAUUCGUGCUCGGAGCGCCGCACGGACAGCGCUGCGGCGGGCCGGGGAGAGCCCCGCGGGGACACCGGGGACCCGCCGGGGACAGGCGGUGACAACGCCACCGACAGCGCCUCCGAGGCGUCCGACUCGGCCAACACCGAGAGCCGGGGCUUCAAGACGAGCGGCUCCAGCGACUCGAUGGAUGCGCUGGAGGAAGAGGAGCUGGAAGCGCGCUCUUCCUCCCGGCCAGAGCCGUUCCGCUUCUACGCUCCGACCGUGCAGGAGAUGAGCAGCUCCGAGCGGAGCUUCGUGCCGGUGUGUGCCGCGGGGAGCCCCGCCGCUGCCGGAGCCGGCGACUAUUUCUGCUUCGUGCAGGUGCCGCCGGGGCCCGGGGACAGCCCCUCGGGGCCGGGCUCCGCUCGGCAGCCCGGGCUGGCCCGGGCCGACACCUCGGGCCGCCCCGCGGGGCACGGCACAGGCGACAGCGACCUCGUCCUGCGGCCGCCCCCGGGCUUCGGUGACUCCAGCUCCGAGGAGGAGUUCUACGAUGCUGCGGACAGGCUCAGCCCUCCGGAGGCGCUGGCAGGCUAUGGUACAGCAUCCUGGGAGGGUGCAGAGAACCCCUCCUGCAUCCCAAAGAGGCUGAGGUGCUACAGCUUGGGGGAGAGCCCUUCAGUGAGGGAGAAGCACGGGCAGGAGAAGGAGCUGACCUGCACCAAGAGCCUGAGGAAGAGAAGGUCUUUCCUGAAAACUGAUUACACCUCACAGGUCAGUUUCCCUGCGGCUCUCCCAGGCUCUCCACAGCGCUGCUGCUCCUGGCCGCCCACUCAGCCCACAGAGGACACAGGGAAGAACACGCAGAUGGGGCUUCUUGUGGCCACCCGGGCCCAGAGGGACACCGCUGGCACAAACCCCUCUGAUGUGAUGGACAUGGACCCCAACACCACGGAGGCAAAGUCAGUGAUGGAAUGUGUGGUUUCCUCCAUUUCGGACGCUCACCGUGCUGGUGACCAGUGUGGGGAGGAGGACAGCAGCCUCCAGCCACAAAACCCCGCCUUGCUGUCCCCAGAGCCCCUUCCCAGAGCUCAGAGUGGAGCUGCCCACGAAAGCUCCCUAGCGGAGACAGAUCCUGGGUGUCUGAGUGAGGAGAGCCGUGUGCCCACUGGAGGCUGGCAGACCCAGGGAGCGCAGGAGGAGGGGGGUGAGGUGGUGGCCACCCAGCACAAGGCCAGUGUUGUGCCCUCUGCUGUUGUGUGCCCCUCUGAUGAGCUCCUGCUGCUGCCAUCAGCCCCUGGCCCCAGCAUGGCCCCUCCUCAGGAGCUGGACCAGGGGCUGCCCCCUGCGAGUGUGGAGCCUUCCCUGGCUCCCUGUCAGGAGAGCAAAGCUGAUGGUGUGAGCUGUGUCAUUGGCAAGGGCUGUGCCGAUGAUCAGGGCAGGGGUGACGGUCAGGGCAGGGGUGACGGUCAGGGCAGGGGUGAUGGUCAGGGCUGUGCCAAUGGUCAGGGCAGGGGUGAUGGGCAGGCCAGGGGUGAUGGGCAGGCCAGGGGUGAUGGGCAGGCCAGGGGUGAUGGGCAGGCCAGGGCCGAUGGUCAGGCCAGGGCCGAUGGUCAGGGCUGUGGCUGCAGCAGCACUGAGGGGGCUGUGUCCCAGCCCAGGAGCCAGCAGGUGGUGGAUGGGGAGAUCCUGUGGAAGGUGCAGGAAGGCCACAUGGGGUUCCCAGAGGCAGCCCAGCUCCUGGCAGAUGGCAGCCCAGCCUCGGGGGUCCUCAGCCACCUCUCCUGGCUCUCAUUCGGGGUGAGAACAGAGCCUGUGUCAAGCAGCCUGCUGCAAGACACGGUGGAUGACCCACUUGAGCCUUUGGCCUGUCUGAUGACCAGCAGGUGCAUGGGGGCUGGUGCUGUUGGAAGGAAGAUGCCAACAUCCCCUGCUGGAGCAGGCUUUGUCCAGGAGCUGGUGAGCAGCUCAGGGCUGGGUGCAGGGCAGCCCACAAGAGAUGCAGGAAAUGUGGCUCAGCAGGAGCCAGAGCCUGCUCAGGCUUCUCUUCCCAGAGAACAGGCUCCAGGGCUGGGGAAGGACUCUUGCCUGGCUCCAUCUGCAGAGCUUUCCAUCUCCUCCGUUCCAGUUUCCUUGGGGAAAGGAGCAGGAGACAAUGGGGCUGCAAAACACUCCUUCCUCUGUCCUAACUCCGAGGAGGGUGAGCAGACCCCUGCAGCCCCCAGCCCAGGUGGGUCCUUGGGCUGUUCCCCAGCACCGCAUGGGCUGGACAGCUGUGGCUGCCAGCUGCCCUACAUCAGCUGCUUCCCCCAGCCCCACAACCAGGGGGAGCGUGAAACCAGCCCCCCCCAGUUUCCAGGGCCGCUCACCACCCCUCCUUCCAGCAGCUGCAGCCUUCCCAGGACCCCUGGGAGCGCCCUCCCAGUCCCCACUGCUGGGGACACGGCAGGGCAGGACCCCCACAUCCAACUGCUGGGGCAGCUGAAGGACCAGGCAUGGAUGAGCCCUGUGGAUUUCUCCCGCUUCCUGGCCUACACUGUGCAGCUCCAGGAGGUUGUAGGGAAGCUCUGCAGAAACCAGGCAACUCACCUGCACGACCAAUGUGCAGAGCAGGGUGUGGAGAGCCAGGGUGCCCUGGGCUGGGCUUCCCAGGACCUGCUGUCCAGCUGCCAGGCACUCCUGAGCACAGAGCAGCCUCUCACAGAGGUGCAGUGUGCACUGAGAGCAACGUUUGACCGCCUGGUUCACCUGGCAGUGACCUGCUUCCAGGUGACACACUGCCGGCGCUGCAGGCAGAGACAGCAGGAGCUGGGAGCUGCGCUGGGGGAUGUGGUGGGCACCUACCAGCAGCUGCUGCACGCUCUGCACCAGCAGCUCCAUGGGCAGGUCUGCCCUGAGCUGGGCACCAAGCUCCUUGCCCGCCAGCACACGGCCCUAGCAGCUGCCAUCUUCUGUCUCCUGCAGCAGUUCAGGGCAUCCCCGUGGCUGUGACAGGCGGGGUGCGGGCACACAAGGGCACUGAGGGGGACAGAGCCCAGAUGUGUGCCCCCUGUCCGCCUCAGGCUCUUCCCCAGGCAAUGUUUGGCCCAGGAUGGCCGCGGGAGGAUGUGCCCAAACCUGCUGGCUGGGCUCCCCAAAUGCAGCCAUGCCCCAGGUGCUCUUGGAGCACUUCACAACCAUAGCCUGUGUCUUACCCAGGGCUUGUGCCUUGCCUCCCACGGGCUGUGCAGAUGGUCAGUCUCAUGGUGUUCUCUCAGCUUCUUUGUCACCCAUGGGGAAGAGUGCGAGUCUUUCAGCCUGCCUUUCACUCACUCGUCUCCCCAUGCUGGCUCUGGACUGAAGGAACAUCAAACCCCACCCUGUCUGGAUGUGAAGGCCCCCAGGUGGCUUUCUCCACCCUCUGUGGCCAAGGGACCACCGUGAUCCCAUCUUCAGUUGCUUUUCCUUAGCCAGAGAGGGCGGCCCCAGCGGGGGCGGCAGCAGAGCCGCUCCUGCUGCUCCGUGUGGUUCCUGUGCCAGCGGCUGCUCUGCUGGCCAGCGACAGCUCCUGCGAGCUCCCACCCCACCAUCGAGCUCCCCCGCCACCAUCGAGCUCCCACCCCACCAUCGGAGCGGCUCCCGGCUCUGUGUCUGCCGGAAGACAGGGCCAGCCCCUCUGAUGCUGCGGUCAGAGCUGUGCAGGGACCAUCACGGGCUCCCCCAGCCCUGUUCCCCUCCCAGCAGGUGCAGCUCGCCCUGGCCAGGUGAGAGCUGGAAGGGGGUUUGGCUGUGCAUCCCUGCAGGGCAGCACUGCAGCACCCUUGGAUGGAGGGGCAGAGGCCAGUCCCUCACUGCUGAGGUCCAGCCUGGGGAUAUUGAGGGUGGCUGCCUUUCCCCAAGGAACUGCUGCUGCAGCCCAGGGGGUCUGCACUAGGCAGCUGAGGGGCACAGGUGAUAACACCACCUCUGCCAGGCACCGUGGGCACAGGAUUGUCCCCUGGCUCUGGGACACUGAAGGGGAUCGUCUCCACGUGCAGCUUGCCAAGAGCCACCAGGCCACAGCAAUAGGCACUGGCCAACAGUGACACUCGGAGCCCCUGUCGUGGCUUAACCUCAGGGCAACCCUGGCUUGGGUUAAACCACAACAGCCCCCAGCUGCUCCUGCACUGUCACAGGCGCUGGGACACAAGCCCCAGGGCUGUGAAAGGGCCUUGCUGUGAGAGAGGAAUGAAAACACAUAACCAAACUUACCUCAGGUGACCUUCAGGUCCUGCUGCCACUGGCCAUGAGGUUUUAGGGCGCUUUUGGCAGCAGUGGCUGAGGUAAUGUAUGGACUCAGCUGCACCAAACACACUUUCUGCUGUGGCUGUGGCACGUGGCACUGCUCUGUGCAGGGCUCAGCCAAGCCCAGCUACCUUCCCAGCAGGGACACAGGGGUCAGGUGUGACAAGGUACCACUUAUCAGUAACUGUAGGGACACAAUGGGGAUCU
Messenger RNA from Parus major (Great Tit), 7097 nucleotides. It is a transcript of the gene FRMPD1, whose product is annotated as FERM and PDZ domain containing 1. The record is from RefSeq and is a predicted model, not a curated record. The transcript has 19 exons. The coding region runs from base 981 to 5618 and encodes 1545 amino acids. NCBI's taxonomy places the organism in Eukaryota, Metazoa, Chordata, Aves, Passeriformes, Paridae. Gene Ontology annotation, cellular component: cytoskeleton. Gene Ontology annotation, molecular function: protein binding.